UCUGGUUGUGCGGUGGGCUGGAACUGGCCAGAACCCGGCAGUCGGGUUCGGACCCCGGAAUCUAGUUCUACGCGCGGGUCUUCUCCCUCCUUCGCUCCCCACCCCCUCCCCCCCACGUCGGGGGAGGCGGCGUGUCCGGCGGAGGGUUGUGGGGCUCCAGGCAGGGCUGGAGCGCCAUGAGCAGCCCGGAUGCGGGGUAUGCCAGUGACGAUCAGAGCCAGACCCGGAGCGCGCUGCCCGCGGUGAUGGCCGGGCUGGGCCCUUGUCCCUGGGCCGAAUCGCUGAGCCCCCUCCAGGACAUGAAGGUGAAGGGCGAGGCAGCCGCGAGUAGCGGGGCGCCAGCCGGGGCCGCGGGUAGAACCAAAGGCGAAUCUCGCAUCCGGCGGCCGAUGAACGCUUUCAUGGUGUGGGCCAAGGACGAGCGCAAGCGCCUGGCGCAGCAGAACCCAGACCUGCACAACGCUGAAUUGAGCAAGAUGCUAGGCAAGUCAUGGAAAGCGCUGACCCUGGCGGAGAAGCGGCCCUUCGUGGAGGAGGCGGAGCGGUUGCGCGUUCAGCACAUGCAGGACCACCCCAACUACAAGUACCGACCCCGGAGGCGAAAGCAGGUGAAGCGGCUCAAGCGGGUGGAGGGCGGCUUCCUGCAUGGUCUCGCGGAACCGCAGGCGGCUGCGCUUGGUCCGGAGGGCGGUCGCGUGGCCAUGGACGGCCUGGGCCUGCCCUUCCCAGAACAGGGCUACCCCGCGGGACCGCCGCUAAUGCCCCCACACAUGGGCGGCCACUACCGUGACUGCCAGGGACUGGGCGCACCCCCGAUUGACAGCUAUCCGCUGCCCACUCCCGACACAUCCCCACUGGACGGCAUGGAGCCAGAUCCCGCUUUCUUUGCCGCGCCGCUGCCCGGAGACUGUUCGGCCGCUAGCCACUACAGCUACGCUCAGGCUUCGGACUACGCAGGGCCCCCAGAGCCGCCCGCCGGCCCCCUGCACUCGCGGCUGGGCCCGGAAUCUGCUGGCCCAGCAAUGCCGGGCCUUCUGGCGCCCCCCAGCGCCCUGCACAUGUACUACGGCGCUAUGGGCUCGCCGGGGGCGGGCGGCGGGCGCGGCUUCCAGAUGCAGCCGCAGCACCACCCACCCGGUCCGGGACAGCCGUCGCCGCCUCCUGAGGCUCUGCCCUGCCGCGACGGCGCGGAAACGAACCAGCCAGCGGAGCUUCUCGGGGAGGUAGACCGCACGGAAUUUGAACAGUAUCUGCACUUUGUGUGCAAGCCCGAGAUGGGUCUCCCCUACCAGGGACACGACUCUAGUGUGAAUCUCCCAGACAGCCACGGGGCCCUUUCCUCGGUGGUGUCGGAUGCCAGCUCUGCGGUAUAUUACUGCAACUACCCUGACGUUUGACAGGUCCCCAGCGUACCCAGCCUGCAGGCCAGAAGCACAGUGUUACCCGCCUUCCGGAGGAGCUAAGGAAAUCCUCAGCCUCAUUUUUUGUGUGUUUUUAAGUUGCCUCGACAUAUAAUUUAUGGUAAUUUAUUUUGUCUGCCACUUGAACAUUUGAUAGGAAAAUGAGCUUAUGUGUUAAGAUUUGUGCAGAUACUUGUUUACCAAAGUUGCAUUGUCAAAAGCCUAUUUCUGCGUUUAAGUUUACCGGUUUAGAUUGUGUACCAGAAGAAUUUGUUCCAUUUUUUGAAAAAAAAUAUUGAUCAAAGAAAUUUUG
Molecule: messenger RNA, 1713 nt
Organism: Condylura cristata (star-nosed mole)
Lineage: Eukaryota; Metazoa; Chordata; Mammalia; Eulipotyphla; Talpidae
Gene: SOX17
Product: SRY (sex determining region Y)-box 17
Exons: 2
Coding region: 177-1397 (406 amino acids)
Biological process (GO): anatomical structure morphogenesis; vasculogenesis; heart development
Molecular function (GO): RNA polymerase II cis-regulatory region sequence-specific DNA binding; DNA-binding transcription activator activity, RNA polymerase II-specific
Source: RefSeq, a predicted model, not a curated record